This is a messenger RNA of Sturnus vulgaris (Common starling), 5631 nucleotides long. The record is from RefSeq and is a predicted model, not a curated record. Lineage: Eukaryota; Metazoa; Chordata; Aves; Passeriformes; Sturnidae.
AUGGCCGGCUGCGAGCCCCGCCGCGCCCGGGCGCUGCUCCUGCUGCUCCUCGCCCUGUGCAGCCUGAGCGCUGCCCAGCCCCGCCAGCGCCAGGGUUAUUUGAUUGCAGCACCUUCUGUUUUCCGUUCUGGGGUGGAGGAAGCCAUAAGUGUGACCAUCUUCAACUCUGUCAAGGAGACCACGGUGCAGAUCCAGCUGGUGGUCAAAGGAGAGCCGGUGUCCCGGAGCCACGGAACAGUGCUGGAUAAAGGAACAAUUAAGCUGAAGGUGCCUUCAGGGCUUCGUGGACAAGCACACCUGAAGGUUUGGGGCAACAGGCACCUGGCAGAGGAAGGAUACAUUUUCCACAACUACACCACAGUCACCAUCGACAGCAAGGGCUCCUCAGUGUUCAUCCAGACUGACAAACCUGUCUACAAACCCAAGCAGAAAGUGUUGAUAAACCUUUUUAUGGUGACUUCUGACCUGAGGCCAGUCAACGACAGGAUUGAAGCUUAUGUGGUGGAUCCUCGGGGGUCUCGGAUGAUAGAAUGGAAUAACUUGAAGCCCUUUUGUUGUGGCAUUGUCAAUAUGACUUUUCCUCUGUCUGAUCAGCCAGUGUUUGGGGAGUGGCUCAUCUUUGCUGAGAUGCAGGGGCACACUUACAACAAAUCCUUUGAGGUGCAGAAAUACGUGUUGCCAAAGUUUGAGCUGCUGAUCGACCCCCCUCGCUACAUCCGUGACCUUUCACUGUGUGAGAAAGGAACUGUCCAUGCCAGAUACACAUUUGGAAAGCCAGUGACAGGGAAGUUAAUUGUCAAUAUGACAAUAAAUGGUGUUGGGUACUACAGACAUGAAGUGGGACACCCUGUCCUCAAGACCACCCAGAUCGAUGGCUCUGCUGUGUUUGAUGUGUGUGUCAAAGACAUGAUGCCAGCUGAUGUCCCCGAGCAUUUCCGAGGCACAGUCAACAUCUGGGCCACGGUGAUCAGCUCUGAUGGCAGCAAGCAGGUGACCUUUGAUGACUCCACACCUGUCCAGAAGCAGCUGAUUGACAUCAAAUACUCCAAGGACACCAGAAAACAAUUCAAACCUGGGCUGCCUUACAAAGGCAAGGUAGAAGUCACUUACCCCGAUGGAAGUCCAGCUGACAGAGUCACCAUCCGAAUUAAAGCUGAGCUCACACCAAAGGACAACGUUUACACGAGUGAACUGGUCUCAAGGAAUGGUCUGGUGGAGUUUGAAAUCCCCUCCAUCCCCACAGCUGCCCAAUAUGUCUGGCUGGAGACCAAAGUGACAGCAAUCGAUGGGAAACCCUCUGGGGAUCAAUACCUGCCCAACUACUUGUCCAUCAGCAGCUGGUACUCACCCAGCAAGUGUCACAUCCAGCUCCAGGCACCAGAUAAACCUUUCCAGGUGGGAGAGGAGGCCUGGAUUGCAGUCAAGUCCACGUGUCCUUGCAACUUCACUCUGCACUAUGAGGUGGCAUCACGGGGGAACAUUGUCCUGUCAGGGCUGCAGCCCAGCAAUGUCACCCAGCAGAGGAGCAAAAGAGCCACCACACCCUUGGGGAAGAACAUUGACCUCACACACUUCCCAGGAACAGCCCCUCCCAGCACGGCUGCAGCAGAGGUUGAGGUGUGUGUGACCUUCCUGAGGUUCUGGGUCCUUCACUCCAUGGCUCCCCUGGGUCGGCUGCUCGUGUUCUACGUCAGGGAGAACGGAGAGGGGGUCACAGACAGCCUGCAGUUCUCUGUCAGCUCCUCCUUUGAGAACCAGGUUACCGUGGAGCUCUCGGCCAACGAGACCAGACCAGGUGAUGUUGUGAACAUCAAGGUGAGAGCUGCAAAAGGAAGCUGUGUCUGCAUGGCCACGGUGGACAAGAGUGUCUACCUGCUCAAGCCAGGCUUCCAGCUCACAGCCAGCCAGGUGUUCCAGGAGCUUGCCGAGUACGAUGUGUCUGAUGCUUUUGGAGCCCCAAAGGAGGAAGGGCACUUCUGGUGGCCGGGCAUGUCCUCACGGAGGCGCCGCAGGUCCUCGGUGUUCCCCUGGCACUGGGACAUCACCAAGGACGCUCGCUUCGCCUUUACAGAAACUGGCUUGGUGGUGAUGACUGACAUAGUCAGCCUGAACCACAGGCAGAAUGGAGGCAUGUACACAGAUGAGGCUGUCCCAGCCUUCCAGCCACACACUGGCACCUUGGUGGCCACCAUGCAUUCCAAAAUAGCACCAAGGGCAGAGAAGAGGAAAAGAACUUUCUUCCCUGAGACGUGGAUUUGGCACUGCCUCAAUGUCAGCAAGAGCUCGGGGGAAGCCCAGCUGCAGGUGGAGGUGCCCGACUCCAUCACCACGUGGAUCACCGAGGCUGUGGCUGUGGCUGAGGAUGAGGGGCUGGGCAUUGCCGGCCAGACAGAGCUCAAGACCUUCAAACCUUUCUUCAUCGACUUCACUCUGCCCUACCACGUCAUCCGGGGCGAGCAGACCAAGAUCCCCCUCACUGUGUACAAUUACCUGGCCGUGUGUGCAGAGGUCCACGUGAAGAUUUCUGUCCCAAAAGGCAUCAAGUUUGUUGGGCACCCUGGGAAGCACCACCUGACCAGGAAGAAAUGUGUGGCCCCUGGGGAAGCCAAACCCACCUCCAUCGUUCUGUCCUUCAACGAGCUGGGGCUCAGCAACAUCACUGCAAAAGCUUUUGCCUAUGGUGGGACCAACUGCUGUCAGGAGGGGAUGCAGCCCCUGAAGAGUGGCAAACACUCAGAGGAUUCUCACAUGGACAAAAGGAGCCCUGUGGGGGUGGAUUAUGUUCGCAGCAGUGUCAUUAUUGAGCCAGAGGGACUGUCCAGAGAAUACACCUACAGUGUGUUCUUCUGCCCAAAUGAGAAAAUACACAUUUCCACCCCUAACAAGUACGAGUACCAGUACAUGCAGAAGCCAGCCCAGAUGAGGCACUUUGACAUCGCUGUCAAGGCUCACAACGACGCCCACCUGGCGCUGUCCUCGGGCCCCCACGACAUGGCAGAGAUGACAGAGAUUGUCAUCGGGGGACAGCACAACACCAGGACUUGGAUUUCCACCAGCAAGAUGGGAGAGCCAGUGGCCAGCAGGGACACCCCUGGCAUCCUCUCCUGGGAUGAAUUCCGCAGCUUCUGGAUCAGCUGGAAAAAUGGAGUUAUCCAGGUUGGCCACGGUACUCGGGUGCUAAACGAAUCUAUUAUUGUGGAGUGGACAGUCCCCAAACAGCUUGAGGUGAAGUACAUUGGCUUUUCCACAGGCUGGGGGUCAAUGGGAGAGUUUAAAAUUUGGAGAAAAGAAGAGACUGAUGAAAAUCACAAUGAAGCAUUUACUCUUGGAGUUCCCCACAACAUAAUUCCAGGAUCAGAAAGAGCUACGGCUUCAAUAAUAGGAGAUGUGAUGGGUCCUACUCUGAACAACCUGGACAACCUGCUGAGGUUGCCCUUUGGCUGUGGGGAGCAGAACAUGAUCCAUUUUGCUCCCAAUGUCUUUGUCCUGAAAUACCUGCAGAAAACCAAGCAGCUCAGUCACGAGGUGGAGGUUGAAGCCACUGAUUACCUUGUCCAAGGCUACCAGCGCCAGCUGACCUACAAGAGGCAGGACGGCUCCUACAGCGCUUUUGGGGAGAGGGACUCCUCCGGGAGCAUGUGGUUAACAGCUUUUGUCCUCAAGUCCUUUGCUCAGUCUCGUGGGUUUAUUUUCAUUGACCCCAAAGAACUCACAGCUGCCAAAGACUGGAUCAUCCAGCACCAGAAAGAAGAUGGUUCCUUCCCUGCUAUGGGCAGGAUACUAAACAAGGACAUUCAGGGUGGGAUCCAUGGGAAGAUCUCCCUGACAGCUUAUGUGGUUGCAUCUCUUCUGGAAACUGGUGUCACUUCUGAGGAAGAAAGAAGAGCUGUUGACAAAGCAAAACACUUCCUGGAGUCCAACCUGUACUCAGCAGAAGAUCCCUACACCACUGCCCUGAGUGCCUACGCCCUGACCCUGCUGCACAGCCCCUCUGCAGGAGCCCCUUGCCCAGGGACUGGGUGUCCAAAAGGAGGGACAGUGCAGCUCAGGGCCCUGAGCCAAUGCAAAAAUGGAAUUGGACUCUUCCCAUGCACAGAGGCUCAGCUGCACUCCUAUAACUCUACAGGAAUUAUAAUAACUCUGAUAACACCCAUGUCCCUCUGCCCUCUCCUAGAUGGCUUCACACACUGGAGCCUCACAGGGACCCUUGUCACUGAUGAAGACACCUUCAUGGGAUUUAAUGAUGGGCUCUCUCAAUCAGUUGUUUCUGCAGAAGUGGAAAUGACAUCUUAUGCCCUUCUGACCUACACACUCCUGGGAGAUGUGGCCUCUGCACUGCCUGUGGUCAAGUGGCUCUCACAGCAGAGGAAUGCACUGGGAGGAUUCUCAUCUACUCAGGACACCUGUGUGGCCCUGCAGGCUCUGGCUGAAUAUGCCAUCCUUUCUUAUGUUGGAGGAGUCAACCUGACCAUUUCCUUGGCUUCUACUAACCUGGACUACCAGGAGACCUUUGAGCUUAACAAGAUGAAUAAAAAAGUCCUUCAGACUGCAGUGAUCCCCAGUAUUCCAACAGGGCUGUUUGUGAGUGCCAAAGGGGAAGGCUGCUGCCUGAUGCAGAUCGAUGUCACUUACAAUGUCCCCGACCCCAUUGCCAAGCCAGCCUUCCAGCUGCUGGUGAACCUGAAGGAGCCCAAGGCAGAGCAGCCCCUGGCAGCCCCAGCCCCGCUGGGCUCUGCCCACCUGAGCCCCCCAGCCCUGCACAGGGACAGGGCCCUGGGGGACGACGAGGACCCUGCCUCAGACCAGGACCACCGGGAGUACAAAGUGAUCCUGGAGACCUGCACCAGAUGGCUGCACUCUGGAUCCUCAAACAUGGCAGUGUUGGAAGUGCCUUUGUUCUCAGGGUUUCGGGCAGAUAUUGAGAGCCUGGAGCAGUUAUUGAUGAACAAACAAAUUGGGUUAAAAAGAUAUGAAGUGGAUGGAAGAAAAGUCCUAUUUUAUUUUGAUGAGAUUCCCAGCCAGUGCAUGACCUGUGUGAAGUUCCAGGCUUUCAGAGAGCACAUAGUUGGGAAAACAGCCCCUGUUCCCAUCAAAGUGUACGAUUACUACGAGCCAGCUUUUGAAGCCACUCGUUUCUACAACGUGAGUGAGAACAGCCCCCUGGCCCGGGAGCUCUGCGAUGGCCCGACCUGCAACGAGGUGGAAAGCUCAGCCAGCCAGUGGGUUGGCUUUGUCCACUCUGGCCCUUGCAACACCAUCCUGGGCUGCCUGGAGGACGAGCACCUGGAGCAGUGCCUGUGCUCGCGGGACUGCGGCUACGACGGCGAGCCCGUGUGCGGCUCCGACGGGCACAUCUACCCCAACCACUGCCAGAUGGAGGUGGCAUCCUGCAGGAACAACACCAGCAUAGAGCAGAUGCCCAUGGCUCAGUGCUCUGCCUCCAAGAACUUGCCAGAAGAAAGGGAGACACACUCCCACACAGCUGAGCAGCCCAGUGUUCCCCAGACUCCAGCAGCCGAGGAGGGGCCCCCCCUGCACACAGACCUGUCCUAUUACUCCUACGAGUACGACCCCGACGCCUUCGCCGUGGAUGCCGACGUGUUCGAGGUGGUGGCAGAGCUGAGCACGGCC